Messenger RNA from Cydia pomonella (codling moth), 553 nucleotides. It is a transcript of the gene COX6B, whose product is annotated as cytochrome c oxidase subunit 6B2. The record is from RefSeq and is a predicted model, not a curated record. The transcript has 3 exons. The coding region runs from base 156 to 404 and encodes 82 amino acids. Lineage: Eukaryota; Metazoa; Arthropoda; Insecta; Lepidoptera; Tortricidae. Gene Ontology annotation, cellular component: respiratory chain complex IV; mitochondrion.
UUGGUGAAAAAAGGAAAAGACUUUUUACUAUGGUGUCUUGCAUUGACUUCUUGCCUAUGCUUCGAUCUAUAAUGUUUAUGGGCAUUUGAGGCGAGUGUACGCUGCCAUUUUUCCACGAUAUAAAUUGGACAUAAAAGCAAAUUAAAACAAGCAAAAUGCCUGAGAUGAUCAAAUCGCCCGACCAGAUCAAAACCGCUCCCUUCGACCCGCGGUUCCCUAACCAGAACCAGACUAAAUACUGCUACCAGAGCUACCUGGACUUCUACCGCUGCCAAAAGGUCCGAGGCGAGAAGUACGAGCCGUGCCAGUACUUCAAGCGCGUCUUCACCUCCCUAUGCCCCAUCGACUGGGUUGAGAAAUGGGACUCCCAGCGCAGCGAGGGCACGUUCCCUGGCAGGAUCUAAACUAGUUACCAUUGUAUACGGGCCAAUUAAUUGUACAAUAAACGACAUGUUGUUGUGCAAUAAAUUGAUCCGUAGUCUGGAACAUUCUGUGUUAAUUUAUGUUACGACUUAGGUCAAGUGAUUUAGGAAAUUAAAUGAGUUAAAUCGAA